AUGAGGAAGUUCAUGCGCACGCGCGCGGAGCCGCCACACACACCCACCACAGCCGUCGCGCACCAAGCCGCCCACCAGCCGCUCAACGGACAUGCGCACAAACACAACGGACACGCCAAUGGGGCGGGCGCGCGGCGCGACGAGCAGCACUCCACACUCUCCAGGUACUGGAGUGGCUCGGAGGUGUCAACGGGUGCGGGGGCGGGAGCGUCGGUUGUGGGGGGUGCGCUCUUCGAGGACUUGCAGUUCCCCGCAACGUGGCGCGCGCUCGGUGACAAAAGACUCGCCGCCGGAGUGCGCUGGAUGAGACCUCACGAGCUGUGCGGCCGGCCACGGUUUCGAGGAGACGACCGCGUGCUGCGCGAGAGCGCUUCGCCCACGAGCACCGCGCUCGACCCCGCUGACAUCGACGAGGAGGAGAACCCUGCCAGGUGGAACGUGGAGGCAGGCGGGCUUAACGGCGCGGCGGUGUGCGUGGCGGCGGCGGCGCUAGCUCUGGCGCCGCGCCUGCUGGACCGCGCCCUGCCGCCGCACUCCUUCACGCACCACUACACCGGCGCCUUCAGUUUUAGGUUCUGGGUUUUCGGAUCAUGGCGCGAGGUGGUAGUCGACGACCGGCUACCGGUGCGCGGCGGGCGCGUGUUUUGCGCGAGCUCGAGUUUACGCGAUGACUUCACGCUCGCGCUGCUGCACAAGGCGUACGCCAAGCUGCACGGGAGCUUCGCGGCGCUACGCGGCGCUGGCGUGGCGCGCGCAUUACAAGACCUCUCCGGUGCUAUCGUGCAGAGCUUCUCGCUGCGUCACCAGCCGCACGCCCUCACCUUCCAAGUGCUGAACUCCGCUGUGCCACGCUCCACGCUACUCGUCGCUACUCUCGUUGCGGAGAACAACAAGCGGGCAUUCAACGGACUUCUAGCGGGACAAGCGUACUGCGUGACUGGACUGGCGCGGGUGCGUGAAGCGGGCGGCGUAGCCGGAACCGGUGUCGCCGGUGCACUCGUGCGUCUACGCGCCGUGUGCGCGCGUGGCGCGUGGGCAGGCGCCUGGUCGCCGCACAGCCUCGAGUGGCGGGCAUUACCGCCAGCCGAUAGAGACCUGCUCGCCGACCGCGCCCUGGAGCCGGGAGAUUUCUGGAUGUCAUUCGGGGACUUCGCGUCAUCGUUCAGCUCGCUGGAACUGGUGCACGUAGGGCCGGACGAUUGGCUGCACGAGCCUGCACUCCACGCGCGCCGGCCUUGGCGAGCCGUGCUUGCUCGAAGGCGAUGGCGCUACGGCUACAACGCGGGCGGUCCGCCGUCCUGCACCGAGACGACGGGCACGAAUCCGCAAUUCCACGUACAGAUUCCCCGUGCGGAAACCAACGCAGCGCGUAAGUGCCACGUAGUGGUGUCGGUGACGCAGCAAUACGAGAUAGCCGGCGGCCCACGCCUUACCGCCAUCGGCUUCUGCGUGUACGAGCUGCCACCCGGCGCCGCCCCCCGCCGCGACCUGCACCCGUUGCAGGGUCUGCGGUCGCUGGACGUGACGCACGAGUCCCGCGCGCGGGAGGUGGUGACGUUCUUCACGCUGCCGCCGGGGCGGUACCUGGUCGUGCCGCACACCCGCCACGCACACACGGAGGGCGCGUUCCUGUUGCGUAUCCUCACGGACGACCACACCGACGUGUGGGAGCUCAACGAGGACAACUCGAUCGUGCGCGACCUCUCCGCCGAGUUCGCGGAGGACGACCGCACGAUACCGGCGGAGGUGCACACGGCGGCGGCGCGGCUGGCGCUGGCGCGCGGCGCGGAGCUGGACGCGGCGGAGCUGCGCGCUGCGCUGCGGCGCGUGUGGCGCGCGGUGCUGUGCGCGGCGCCGUCGCUGGAGCUGUGUCGCGCGCUGGUGGCGCUGCGCGACAGCGCGCUGGCCGGCGCGAUGAGGGCGCGCGACCUGCCCGCGCUACUGGCGCUGCUGACGUACUGGCGCGCCGCCUUCCUGCGCCUGGCCGUGAGACGCUGCGGCGCCGCGCCGCGCGUGUCGUCCUACCGCCUCCGCGCGCUGCUGUGGGCGAGCGGCGUCACCGCCUCCAACAAGGUGCUGGAGUGUCUCGUGCUGCGGUUCGCUCGACGCGCCGCUCUCGACGAGGAAGCGUAUGUGAUGGCGCUGGCGCGCCUCCACCUCGCGCACGAGCGCUAUCGCAGCCUCGACACCAAAGUGAAGUCUAACCCGCUAUCUCUCGAGGAGAUGAUCCUGAUGACGAUAUACUCGUAA
This is a messenger RNA of Arctia plantaginis, 2250 nucleotides long. NCBI's taxonomy places the organism in Eukaryota, Metazoa, Arthropoda, Insecta, Lepidoptera, Erebidae. The record is from the annotation of a GenBank genome assembly.